Fonsecaea erecta is the source of this 2007-nucleotide messenger RNA. RefSeq lists its product as hypothetical. The coding region runs from base 1 to 2007 and encodes 668 amino acids. The transcript has 3 exons. Lineage: Eukaryota; Fungi; Ascomycota; Eurotiomycetes; Chaetothyriales; Herpotrichiellaceae. The record is from RefSeq and is a predicted model, not a curated record.
AUGGCGAGCAGUGUUGCCAGCUCCGAGUCGAGUGUCGCAAGUUCAGAGUCGAGCGUUCUGAGCUCUGCUGCCAGUGCUGUCAGCUCGGCGGCGAGUGAAGUCAGCUCUCUGGCGAGUGUCGUCGCCACCACCACCACCGACACCACCACCACGCCUUCAACUACAGAUUCGACGACUGCCCCCCCACCGACGACGACGACGUCGUCGUCUUCUGUAAUCAUUGAGACAACCACCACCACUACCACAAGCUUGACAACGUCGCCCUCUACCUCCACCGUUCCAAUCACCACCACCUCUUCCUCUACUUCCCCACUGCCUUCACCAACGACAAUUUCUACUUCGACGACCGUCUCCACAAGUAGCAGCACCUCAAGUAUACCCCCUCCUCCGUCGUCUACUACCGCCAGCACCAGCACCAGCAGCACCAGUGUUUCCCCUCCUACAUCGUCCAGCAGCAACACCUCAAGCAUUUCCCCCUCUACAUCGUCUAUUAGCAGUACUACUACCUCAAGUGAUAUCCCCUCCUCUUCUUUCACGUUGUCCACUUCCUCUAUCUUCUCGACUUAUGCUUAUACUUCCCCUUUCGACCAUAGCUACCACUCCCAUUCCUACUACCUCUUCCCCUACCACCACGUCCUCGCCCCCUCCAUCAACAACGUCGUCAACGACGACGCCUUCUCCUUCUCCCACAACUUCGACUACCACUUCUCCGAUCCCAAGCACUACUACUAUACUUUAUCAGCCACAACUCCCUCUCCUUCGCCCACCACCACCACCACCACCACCACCACUUCGAUAACCACUCCGACCCCAACUCCCGUAUCUACUUCUUCCUCUACAUCUACUACUCCUUCAACAUCCUCAACCAAAUCGUCCACCUCCAGCACUUCCUCCGUCACUUCGUCUUCCUCUUCCGAAUCGAGCACCACAAGCACGAGUGAAACACCAGUCGUUGUCACCACUUCCAGUACCUCAGUCUCCUAUACAACUACCACGUCAUACGUCACUCAAGUCCUCCAAACCACGCAAAAUGGACAACCAGGAUAUACCACCAUUACAUCCACCGUGGUAGUGACAAACCCCGCCACCACACUCGUCGCUCCAGCAACUUUUACAAGCACUCCAGGCAGCGCCCCAACCCUCCUUCCAGCGAACAGCGGUGGCGGCAGCAGUUCGGGUCUGUCGACAGGCGCCAAAGCCGGUAUAGGGGCCGGUGUCGGCAUUCUUGUUCUGGCUGUCGCUAUUUUUGGCGGCUGGUACAGCUGGUUCAUGAGACGGCGGAGGAAACGAGACUCCUACCCCCAUGAUCAUUUUUCAGAUGAGCCACUACCCAGCAUGACAGGGCUCGGCAUCGCCGGCGGCGGGGCCGCAGGCAUGGGAGCCAUGGCAGCGAUAUCGUCAGGUUAUCGUGACACCUCGAACCGUUCCGACACGCGUUCAGAGCUCCCAUCUCCUCCUAUUCCAUCUCCUCCGCCUCGGUCUCCAGACCGGCUUCUUCCCGCCGGGGUCGUCCCCUUCAGAUACCGAGGCUCCAACUCACCGCCACCAGGCCAAGGCGACUCCCACAUGUCUGUCUCAGACCAGAGUGAGUACUCACAAGGAAACAACCAAUUUCAACCGGGCGGCCAAUACCCUUCAGGGCCAAACGCAGCUGGAGCAGGCUACUUCACCAAUCUCAACGAACUACCUGAAGACCAGAGAAACGUCUACCAGCUGCCGGAUGACCAAGUCUCCAACCCCAUGUCGCACCAAAGCUACCAACAUGCUAACAUGGGCCACGAUGGAUAUUGGUCUGGGCAACCCUCUGCACCGUCGGCGCCCUCAGCACCCUCUGCCCCCUCUGCGCAGGAGUCGUAUGAGUUGCCCGGACAAGACCCCACGCCUGCGCAGCCGCAGGGGGGACAGGGAGGGUAUCGCGGCGCGGAUCGAGAGGUUCCUCUCCAUCAACGCAUGGAGGGCAGGGUGCCAUAUCGGCCAGGCCAUCUACCGCCUUCGCACAAUUACUAG